AAACCCCACAGUCUUAUUUCCACCCACGAAACCGAAACACACAACUCCGGAAAUAUAUAAAAAUAUUCAAUAAUAUUGAAUUCGCUUUUUUAGUUCGCUUUUAAAAUAAUUUGAAACAGUAGUAAAUUGUAACCAAAACUUUUGGAACUCUCACAAAGACAUGGAAAGGAAAAGACCAGAAAGUUAUAAAGACCUGAGAAACCGCACAGUUUACUAUACUGAGCCGAAGAGAAGGAGGCGAGACUGCAGUCCAAGUGAGCCAGUUGAAGUCCAUGGGGAUCCUCAAAUCAAUGAAGGUCUCCAAAUCAAUGAAGAUCCCCAGAUCAAUGAAGAUCCCCAAAUGGAUGAAGGUCCUCAAAUCAAUGAAGGUCUCCAAAUCAAUGAAGAUCCCCAGAUCAAUGAAGAUCCCCAAAUGGAUGAAGGUCUCCAAAUCAAUGAAUAUCCCCAGAUCAAUGAAUAUCCCCAAAUCGAUGGAGGUCUCCAAGUCAAUGAAUAUCCCCAGAUCAAUGAAUAUCCCCAAAUCGAUGAUGGUCUCCAAAUCAAUGAAGAUCCCCAGAUCAAUGAAUAUCCCCAGAUCAAUGAAUAUCCCCAAAUCGAUGAAGGUCUCCAAAUCAAUGAAGAUCCCCGGAUCAAUGAAUAUCCCCAAAUCGAUGAAGGUCUCCAAAUCAAUGAAGAUUUCCAGAUCAAUGAAUAUCCCCAAAUCGAUGAAGGUCUCCAAAUCAAUGAAGAUCCCCAGAUCAAUGAAUAUCCCCAAAUCGAUGAUGGUCUCCAAAUCAAUGAAGAUCCCCAGAUCAAUGAAUAUCCCCAGAUCAAUGAAUAUCCCCAGAUCAAUGAAUAUCCCCAAAUCGAUGAAAAUCCACCCCAAGUCGGCGAUGGAGGACCCGAAGCCGAAGCGAAUAACCAAGGACGCUCGAGACUUCAAAAGAUAAGGGGUUCCUGCGUAAUACUCUAGAGGCCCAUCUCUCUAAAUCGGGGAAAAUCAUUGUGGAAAAUAGUGUAGAUAGUGAGACAGACGAAUCCGAACCCAAGUCAGUGGAGAUAUAGUAGUCGAAAAAUAGUGCGAUGCCAAGUGAAGUAGUUAAAACUAAAGCACAGCCCCAAAAACAAGUUAAUAUUUCUCAUUCCAAAGCAGAAGUUCAUACGAUGAUUUCUAUAUAUUUUGUAUAAUGUUCAUUUUGUUUACACGGGCAGAGGUCGAAAGUGCCUUUGAACCUGUGUGUGCCACCGACUGAAACAAAAAGCCACGAUGCCGGCACAAAGGAGCAGCGGCAGGUUCUAAGGACUCAAAGGAACAGCGAACUCUCAAUUUGGAAUCGAACCAAUUAGUUGUCCUUUGUGCGCUGGCACCUUUGUCGCCUGGAUUUCGCAAACAGCAACGUUUAUGAUUUCCAUUUUCCCAUGGCCCAGUGACCCAUUUGCCAUGGCUUUUCCCCAGAUUGCCACUGUUUUACGGUGGCCAAGGCGGCGAGUCCUGUUACGGAGUCGAGGAUCCUUUUCCCUUUUUGCAGUUGUGAGCCGUGGAAGGAGCGCAGCGGGGCGUGCGGUGCAAAGAUCAGAGGAGCGACCCGCCGCGGGGCGCCCUCAACUGAUGAUCAUUUCGACACCCCAUUUAUGCGGCGUUCUCUUUUCUUGUUUUGCUCCUCUGCUUCCCUUUGGCCCGCUCCUGUUCGCCAUGCACUGGGAGAAAAGCAAUGGAUAUGCGCCAUGUCGUUCUUAUGUGAUUAAAAUUGUUAAUUGUCACGCACAACAAAUCGUUUAGCAUUAAUGUAGUUAGCUUAAUAACAAAUAUGUGUAUCUUGUUUAAA
Drosophila yakuba is the source of this 1805-nucleotide messenger RNA. Its product is annotated as melanoma-associated antigen E1. NCBI's taxonomy places the organism in Eukaryota, Metazoa, Arthropoda, Insecta, Diptera, Drosophilidae. The record is from RefSeq and is a predicted model, not a curated record. The coding region runs from base 161 to 952 and encodes 263 amino acids. The transcript is spliced from 4 exons.